This is a messenger RNA of Mastomys coucha (southern multimammate mouse), 723 nucleotides long. It is a transcript of the gene Tspyl6, whose product is annotated as TSPY like 6. Gene Ontology annotation, cellular component: chromatin; nucleus. NCBI's taxonomy places the organism in Eukaryota, Metazoa, Chordata, Mammalia, Rodentia, Muridae. The record is from RefSeq and is a predicted model, not a curated record. Gene Ontology annotation, biological process: nucleosome assembly. Gene Ontology annotation, molecular function: chromatin binding; histone binding.
AUGGCCAAGGUUCAGAAGACUGACAGGAGCCCAGGGGAGGAAAUGGCAGAGAAGCCAGCAGGCAUGGAUGGAGGCAAACAGUGGGUAGAGGAAGCAGGGCCGUGGUUCCCCGAUGUGGCUCUGCAGAUGAGGUGCCUGGAGGAUGUCCAGCUGGACCUGAACACCAUGAAUGCCCAGGCCAACCAUGCCUUCCUGAAGCUGGAAGACAAGUAUGGGUAGAUCCAGUAGUGCCGCCUGGAGUGCAGGAACUAUGGAAUCCAGAGCAUCCCAGGCUUCUGGAUCAGUUCCCUUUGGAAUCACCCGCAGCUGUUCAAAAUGAUUACGGGCCAAUAUGCAGAGAUGCUAACACACUUGAUGAACCUGGAGGUGAAAGAGUCCAGACUCUCCAGUGAGUUCAAGUUCUUCUUUUGAAGAAACCCCUUCUUUAGAAACAAGCUGAUUGUCAAGGCAUACUAGAUCAGACCCACUGGCCAAGUGGUAUCGCUCUCUACUCUAAUCAUAUGGCCCUUCAUCCAUGGGAAUCAGGAUGUCACAUGUAGUUUCUUCACCUGGCUUUCAGACUACAGCCAUCCAGAGUGUGAGAGGAUCACCCAGAUUAUCAAAGAGGACCUCUGGACAAACCUACGGCAGUACUAUCCCUUACAAGCAGGGCCCCCUAGAUCCAAGUCACCAGAUAGAGAGCCUGUGGAGAUCCCUGGGCCCUUUGGGCUCCAGUCUUGUUAA